UGAUUUCACAGCCUUGUUUUGAAGCUGUCCUCCCAUACAUCCUCAUUUCCUCUCUAUAAUUGCAGCUCACCCCACCCCAUUCUACAGUCUUGCACCCUAAUAUGCAGAGGUCGCUUCUUGCAUCAUAGUAUCCCAAACCAUUCCCGAAUCCGAACAUGGCGUCCAAAAUCGUCGUCGUCGGAGACGUCAACUGCGAGCUGCAGGACGUGUUUACCAAACUCUCCAAGCUGCAUAUCAAGCAAAACUUUGCGUUUGCCAUUAUUGUCGGCGACCUCUUCGGCGACUGCUCGACGGAGCAUGAACUCGAGCAGAUCUCCGCCUUACUGCAAGGCAACAUCACCGUGCCUCUGCCCACCUACUUCACCCUGGGCAGUCGCCCGCUCCCGACGCGGAUCAUCGAGGCAAUCGAGGCCAACGACGAAGUCUGCCCGAACCUCUACUUCCUGGGCCGACGCGGCACGCUGAAGACCUCCGAGGGCAUCCGUCUCGUCUCUCUAGGAGGCACUCUCGAGCCCGACAGCAGUAGGUCCUCCGAAAAGUACCACCCAGGCUACACGGAAUCCGACGCGCGCGCCCUCUACGGCGCACACUCCGCCGACAUCCUCAUCACGCACCAAUGGCCCAAGGACAUCCGCACCGGCUCCAAACCGCGCUACCACCUCUCCUCCUCUCCCAACUUCUUCUGGGAGCGCGAACCCUUCUUCCAACCCCCAACGGAAGACAACCCCGACGCCAAGCCCCUCACCCGCUUCAUCAGCCUGGCCUCGUACAGCAAAACCGCCAAAACGAAAUGGAUGUACGCCUUCACGCUGGACCCGCACGCCGCGGCAUCCAUGACUCUCCCCGCCGGCGCCACCGCCAUCCCCUUCGCUCCCCUCCAAACCAAACGCAAGCCCCUGCGCCCUCAAAAAGAAUCCUUCCAGCGCUUCGCCGUCGACGACAACGACGGCGACCACCGGCCCCGCAAGCGCGCCCGCGCCCCUCCCCCCGGCCCAGACCAAUGCUUCUUCUGCCUCUCCAACCCCAACAUCGCCACGCACCUGAUCACCUCCAUCGGCGAAGAAAGCUACCUCACCACCGCCAAGGGACCCCUCCCCACCUCCAAGACCUUCUCCCCCGCCCUCCCCUUCCCCGGCCACAUGCUCAUCAUCCCCUUCACCCACACCCCCACGCUAAACACCAUCUCCGACCCGUCCUCUCGCCUCGCCACAUACACCGAAAUGCACCGCUACCGCACCUCCCUGCACACCAUGCUGCAGGCCCGCGCGUCGGGCUCCCUCGGCGCCGUCACCUGGGAAGUCAGUCGCGGCAACGGCAUCCACGUACACUGGCAAUUCCUCCCCGUGCCGGCAUCCCUCAUCAAACGCGGCCUCGUCGACGCCGCCUUCAGAGUCGAGGCCGAGAACCUCAAAUACCCGAAAUUCGAAAAGCCCUCGUCCACUACAGAUCCGAGUACCGAGCCCGGAGACUUCUUCCGCGUAUGGAUCUGGGAUCCCCCGUCUACUGAAUCGGCUGAUGCUGAUCCGGCUGAGAAUGAUGGCGCUGCGGACCCGGACGCUGAGAAACCCGAGCUCGGGUCCGAGAAAACCCUCCUCCUUCCCCUGAGCACCGAAUUCCGGUUCGAUCUGCAGUUCGGCCGCAGGGUCAUGGCCAAGUUGAUGGAGUUGGAGAAGCGCAUCAAUUGGAAGAAUGAUGUGCAGUCGCAGGCGGAGGAGGAGGCCGAUGCCGAGGCGUUCAAGGAGGCAUUCAAGCAGUUUGAUUUCACAUUGGAGGAGUGAGUCGGUUAGGAUAUUGGAUAUAGGGGGCAUGGCUGGUGGCUGGUGGCUGGUGGCUAUGGCCGUUAGCAACAGUAUUUAUUGUUCUUGGAUAUGUGCGUGUAUGUAUGUGUAUCUGUAUAAGCUAGUGAGCACCAAAGUGAGCAAGUGGGGCUUUAUAAUGGUAGAAUAAUAUAUUUG
Molecule: messenger RNA, 1955 nt
Organism: Aspergillus heteromorphus CBS 117.55
Lineage: Eukaryota; Fungi; Ascomycota; Eurotiomycetes; Eurotiales; Aspergillaceae
Product: CwfJ domain protein
Exons: 3
Coding region: 156-1778 (540 amino acids)
Biological process (GO): mRNA splicing, via spliceosome
Cellular component (GO): post-mRNA release spliceosomal complex
Molecular function (GO): RNA lariat debranching enzyme activator activity
Source: RefSeq, a predicted model, not a curated record